Molecule: messenger RNA, 3592 nt
Organism: Silurus meridionalis
Lineage: Eukaryota; Metazoa; Chordata; Actinopteri; Siluriformes; Siluridae
Product: amyloid-beta A4 precursor protein-binding family A member 3
Exons: 12
Coding region: 417-2600 (727 amino acids)
Biological process (GO): chemical synaptic transmission
Cellular component (GO): plasma membrane; dendritic spine; cytoplasm
Molecular function (GO): amyloid-beta binding; protein binding
Source: RefSeq, a predicted model, not a curated record
CAUGCGCAGUGGGUAUUCCGUGUUGGUGAUCGUGUUUGGGGAAUGGAGCUGAGCUGACAGUCUCUACUUAUUUAAACCUCGUCACUAAUCAUUUCCGCUGUUAUCCUGCUAUGUUUCAGUGGCCUUUGUUUAUUGGGAACUGAAUUAGCUGUACAAAGAUAUACAAAUCUAAAUAUAUCUCGGAUUUUACGAUGAACCACGUCAACUUUGUUGUACCGGUUAAAAGUUUCAGCUCAGUCGGUAAAUAAGAUGUUCUUAUUCAUUCUUGAAGUGAGAAAAGAGUCCUCAAGGGCAAGAACGUUGCCUUCAGCCUCUAGCAAAUGCAGAACCUUUUGGGGCAAAAUGGGCGGCUUGCUGGCUGAACCGUGACGUAGAAAUCCGUUCCCUUUCUUGCCAAUCGCACUGACCAACGUGUUAUGGAGAAGCAGGCAGACGUACCUUACAAUAAGGUAGAAUCAUCAUUUAACGAUGAGGCCGAAAACCGAUCUAAACAGGAGGACCUGGAUUCCUUUAACCCAGUAGAGCCCCCUCCUCUGGACUGGAGGUCUGACUCUUCCAGUGAAGUAUGUUCGCUUAAAGAUAUUGAAGAACCUGCAUCUUUCUCCAUUGAUACACCAUUAGAUGAAUUGAGCGACUAUGGGGCUUCCAACACAAGGUUUACACCAACAGAAGCUGAGGAUCUCACAAGUCAGGAUGUGCAAGAACUCUCGAAAUCUCUGCAAGAACUCUCUAAUCAGAAUGCUGAAGAACUCUUAGAUCAAAAAGCUGAAAUUAGCGCAAUUAAUACACAGGUUCUGAAUCAUUCUAGUGUUCCUGAGCAACCGGAGAAGAAUUGUGAGAAGACAAGGCAAAAGCCAACAGAGAAUAGUCUCCAACAUGACCUAGACCAUGCUCACAUCCAGGAUUUGCUUAAUCAGCUUCAGCUCUUUCACCCGACAACUCCGUUAAAAAACCCUUCUCCAGAUCCAGAACUGGCCCCCAAUGCUGACCAUGUAACCGAGACUGUCUCCUCAUCGUGCUUGGUGUCUGAUGUUAGUGCUUAUCAAACAUGCUCAGAGGGAAGCAAACCAGUAUCUGGUCUUCUUUUCACUGAGAGCCAUCAGAGGGAGCUCCUUGAGCUACUGAAGGACCCCGAACCUCAAGAACUCCAGGAGUUUCCAGAAUCUCCGGACGAUCACACCAUUUCUACUGAACAGAUUACCGAGAGGCACAUUGGGAACUUUUCCCAGCUGCCUGACUGCCAUACCAGGUAUAUAACAAGAACUGGUGAGGCAGAUGAAAUGGUUUCUGUUUCAUAUGGCUCAGAUAUCUGGCACAACCCCUUUCAGGAUGAGUUGAUGAUGUCGUGCUACUCUGAGGAUGAGCCCUUGGAACAGUGGCAGCAGUCUAAGCAAGUGUUCUCUGAUGAGUUGGCUUCUGGUGGAGAGGAUGCGGAUACUGAGACUGAAGCUCAGGCUUCAUAUAAAGAUGUGCCUGGUCCUUGUGAUCCUGAGGAUCUGCUGGAUGGGAUCAUAUUUGGAGCGAAAUACCUCGGUUCCACACAGCUGCAAACAGAUAGGAACCCCUCCACCAAUGCUCGCAUGGCUCAGGCGCAAGAAGCCGUAGAUCGCAUCAAGGCGCCUGAAGGAGAAUCUCAGCCAAUGGCAGAGGUGGACCUUUUCAUCUCCACUCAGAGAAUCAAAGUGUUGAGUGCAGAUACCCAGGAGGCUAUGAUGGACCAUCCUCUGCAGAUGAUCUCCUAUAUCGCAGACAUUGGAAGUCUCGUGGUGUUUAUGGUGCGCAGGAAACCGGCAGAUCAUAAAACUGAUGAUUCAGCUGCCUGCUCUUCGUCACCGCCUAAGAAAUGCUGGAUGAUUUGCCACGUGUUUUCCUCUGAAGACGCACAGGUUAUAGCUCAGGCUAUUGGCCAAGCAUUUGGUGUGGCAUAUCAGCAAUUUUUGCAAGCAAGCGGCAUUAAAGCUGGCGAAUUCCGCUCGGGGGAGUACUGCCUCGGCUCACAGGAACUUUACAACGGAGAUUUGGUGCACUUUUCACAGUCUGAAAACAUCAGAGAGGUUUGUAUAAUAAAGAAGGUUGGAGAGAUCCUGGGUUUAGCCGUAGUAGAAUCCGGCUGGGGGUCCAUCCUGCCCACGGUGGUGGUGGCCAACCUGCUGCACGGCGGCGCAGCCGAGCGCUCGGGGGAGCUUAGCAUCGGAGAUCGCAUCAUGUCUGUGAACGGGGCCAGCCUGGUGGGCCUUCCCAUCACCACGUGCCAUAACAUCAUCCGAGACUUGAAAAACCAGGCUCAGGUGAAGCUCAGCAUUGUCCACUGUCCUCCUGUAACCAUGGCCAUUAUUAAGCGACCCAAUCCCAAAUACCAGCUGGGCUUCAGUGUAGAAGAUGGAAUUAUUUGCAGUUUAAUGCGCGGAGGUAUCGCGGAAAGAGGCGGCAUUCGGGUCGGCCAUCGCAUCAUCGAAAUCAACGGGCAGAGUGUAGUAGCCACGCCACAUGAGAAGAUCAUCCAAAUCCUCACAAACGCAGUAGGAGAGAUUCAUUUGAAGACAAUGCCAACAUCCACCUAUCGGCUUUUAACCGGACAGGAGCAGCCUCUGUUCCUCUGAAGAACAUGAACCAUACAAAAGCCUAAUCAUCGAAUGGGUUUUUGAUUUAGAUUUUUUUCCCUUCUGAACGCCUUUACAGAGCAACAAGCAAUGACGCUUUUGGAAUUAACAUUCACUCUGUGCACUUCAUCUGUAUCUAAAAGUUCACUGCUGAAUAUAUAAAGAACUCUUUUUACAGUUUACGCCAAGCUUAAAGCGGGAUUUUCAGCUAUUUAAGGAAGCAGAAGAAAUUUUUAUGAAUUGCGCAGCAUGCACAUUUCUAUUCCAUUGUGCCUUUUGUGGAGAAAUUUGUGCAAGUGUGUGUUGUUUUACAUGAAUCUCCUUCACCAGAAUUGUUCAUAUAGAGGAUUAUUUUUUUUGUUUGUUUUCCAGUGAGUGUUUCAAGUCAUGAGCAUCACUCAUUUUGUAGGCUUCCAUGCUGUGUUCAGUACUUAUGCCCCAGUGAUGGCAAAAAAAGUACAGAAAAUAUAAAUUUUUAAGCUGUUAUUAGAGUAAAAAUAUUUUUUUUUAGUGAAAGUCAUUAGUUUUAUAAAAUGCCCAGCAUAUAUUUAUCACAUGGCUUGCUACCUCACGUUUUAAUUAAAAUCAUGUGUUAUUUGCUUACAAGAUUAUAGCAAUAUAUACGCAAUCCUGCAUUUAAAAUUACCAUUAAAAGGGGAACUUUUUCUAAAUAUUCAUAGGUUAUAAAGUGACUGCUUUUAACAUUCUCUUGCAAGUGUUUUUUUUUUUUUUUUUUUUUUUGACAGCUUUUUCUAAAGCUUGUUAUAUGAUGAUUAUUUUGUAAACUAGUUGGUAUUAUGAAUAAAAGCAGACUUUAUGUACAUGUCUCAUCAAGAUGUUUUCAGCUGCAGAAAUUCUGCUCACUAGCUUUUUGUUUGUUUGAUUUUUGCACCAUUUUUUUGUAAACUAGGGAAUGACUUAAAUCAAAUAAUUGGCUCAGAAGUUUCGGAAAUCCUCAAACCUGCCCAUCUUGCAUUUAACCACCUCUUCAU